This is a messenger RNA of Pogona vitticeps (central bearded dragon), 3729 nucleotides long. RefSeq names its product RUN and FYVE domain containing 4 (gene RUFY4). NCBI's taxonomy places the organism in Eukaryota, Metazoa, Chordata, Lepidosauria, Squamata, Agamidae. The record is from RefSeq and is a predicted model, not a curated record.
ACCUCCUUCCUCCCUCUCGAGCGCCCGGGUCGCCGGACCCACCCACCCCGAGGGCCGCGCUCGGCCUUCCUCCCAGGGGAGGAAGCUGGCGUGUGCCGCCUUCGUCAGAAACACUGGCCGUCUUCAGCCCAGGAAAGUGAAGUGGAGGCGGAGGUGGGCCGGGGGGGCGAGCUCCCUCCGAAGCGCUUCCCGCGCAGAUGGCCAGAGGGAAGCCCUCGCCCCUCGCGUCCCACCUGGGCCGAAGUUCGGCGGGGGAAGUCACGUGGGGUCCCCUUGUUUCUCCAGGACCACUGAUCAACACUGGAGGUUCUAGAAAGAGUUGAAGGGAGAAGAGCAGUUGCUUUGCACACACACAUCCAUCUACAUUGUUCAUGGAAGAAGGAGCGACAGAAAAGACAAAGUGAAGCAGAGCCAUGGAGAGUUCCAGAGAGCUUCUUCAUGUCAUCAAGGACUUAAAAAAUGUUGUGACUGAGUUAAAUGCAAAUUACCAUGAACAAGGGCUACCAGUGACAGAUGGUAGUCAGGAGCUGCAACAGUUCUGUGCCCAACUGGAAUUCCUUUUGCAGUAUGAUUUGAAAGAGAAAAGAAACUUAUUUGGGCAGAAGAAGGAUUACUGGGACUUUCUGAGCCGCAUCCUGACAAAGCUGCAUGGCGGGACACACGCAGGGGUGCAACAUGUCACUUUCCAGGACAAACUGAAAACACCCGUGGGAAGGGGCCGUGCUUUCAUCCGCUAUUGCCUGGUCCAUCAACAACUGGCCGAGACCUUGCAGCUUUGCUUUAUGGAGCCACAGGUGACCAGUGAAUGGUACUAUGCACGCAGCCCUUUCCUUGACCAAAAGCUGUGGUUGGACAUAUUGAGAUCCCUCUAUGAAUUGGAUGGUGUUGCCUUCCACCUGGCAUUGUGCCGAGCAGAUCUGGAUGUUGCCUGGCCAAUGGGCUCUGAGGCUUUGCCGCGAUGUACUGUUCCAUCUACUAGCCUCACCCAGGUGGAGAAACCAACCUCUGAGGUGAUCAGUUCACACAGAGAUCCUGUGAGCAACCAAACUCAUGGAGGUUCUUUAAGAACCAAAGAACACUAUGGCCCGAAGACACCACCUGAUGAUCUACUCAGGCCUGAGCUAGAAAAUUCAGUGGAGAAAUGGGUUGGGGUCUGGAGACGCAGAAAGAACAGUCUGCUGCAGAUGGGCUCCCUCCUAAAUCUGAAUUAUUUUAUGGAAAGGCAGGUCCAACUUCCAGUCGCAGGCAAAGAGGGUCAGCGACUAAGCAGUGAAUUGAAGGUACUCCAGUUGAAGGAACAAAGCAAGGAGCAGCCAAGCAACAUUUCUUCCACCCAAGAACUAUAUUCCUUGCUUUCUCAGCCCCAACACUACCUCUGUACGGACAUGGAGAGGCCACCUCAGGUGAUGUCUGAAGGUGGCAGCUGCUGGAAACAGAAGGAUUUGAGAAUAUUGACGUCGGAGCUUGAUGAUUUGCGGAUGAAGUUGGCCCAGCAACAAGAGGAGAAUAUAUCCCUGAGACAAACCUUUUCUGAGGAAAACCGGGCUCUGAAAGAACAGCUGGCAAAGCACGAAGAGCAAUACAGGGAGAAAAUGGAUGAACAAGAAAAGCAACAGCAGGAAAUGGCCGAAGUAGUAGAGUCCAUCAGAAAAGCAGAAGAAAAGAUUGCCAGUUUGACCAAUGAAUGCCAGGAGGCAAGGGACAAGAAAAGAGCUGCUGAAAGGGGUCUUGAAGAGGUAGAACAAAGGCUGAGUUCUCUGGAGGCAGAGAGGAGAAAACAUCUGGCGGACAUCAAGGCCCAGGAGCUAAGGCAUCAGCUGAUGGUCUCUCGAUGUCAGGGGCUGCAGGAAAAACUGAAGGCAUGUGAAGAGAAUUUGGAGAGGUGGGAAACACAAGUGUCAGCCCUGAACAGCCACCAUGACCAGCUGGGGAUGACUGAGGAACUGUCAGAAGGGACGAGAUACAAGCCAGAAGAGAUCAUGUUGGAAAAGAGUCUCCUGAGAGAGAAAUUAGAGAGGAACCUUGCAGAGAUAGAAGGACUGGAAAAGGAGAGGGAGACUCUUAUGGAAACUUUGGUGUCUCGGGAGCAAAGCCUAAUGUUUACAAAACUAGAAGUUGAGGACCUACAGAAGAAACUGUUGGUUUGUCAAGAGCAUGUUGUUAUUUUACAGACAUCUCUUGAGGAACAGGAGAAGGCCCUGAGGAACAAAGAAGCAGGAGCACAGGACUUGCAAAGAAACCUACAAGACCAGUCGGCCCAGUUCCAAAAAGCCUUGGGGGAAAAACUUACUUUGGAAGCUCAGUUACAGGAAGUGAACAGCAAGAAGUCUCAGUUGGAAGUUCAAAUUGCUGAGGAACAGGGCAGGUAUGAAAAAACUUUACAGGAACUGAAGGGGCAACUGGGAGCUUUUGAAAAGGAGCUGGCCAGGCUACAAGAGGAAAAGCAGCAGCUCCAAGCCACUCUGCAGCAACUUCUUGAAGAAAGAGAGGCCUUGGCGAAGCACGCAGAGAGCACUGCUGCUACUCUAGAAGGACAGACUCAAGAGGUCACACAGCUAAGGAGUGAACUGGAGGCUGUGAAGGCCACCAGCCAAGCACUACAGAAAACCUUGCAGGAGGAAAAUGAAACUGUGACUUCUGCCCUGAGGCAGCAGUGUCUGCAGCUGAAAAACCAAGUGGAGCAGCUCGAGCAGGAAAAAAUGCAGGCCACUAGCAGGGCAAAGGAGCUGUUGGAACAGUGCUGGGAGUGGCCUGUAGGGGAUGAGGAGGCCACAAGUCCAGGGAUGCAGAAGGGUACUAGUGCAGAAAAAAAUACCUAUGGAAUAGUGAGAUCAUGCCUCACAGACAAAGAUGUUCUUCAAGAUGAUGAGCUGCAUGGUUUGGAAAGACCUGUAAAAAAGAGUGGUAGUGCCAAACAUAGAACUGAAGCUCAUGGGAAGUGUCUUACUAGCCAUUUGGAUAUAAUAAUAGAGAAUGUUCGGCAGGCAAAGCAGACGCUACAAACCAAGGAAAACACAACAAAGCAUCUCAUGGAGCAGCUGAGCCGGUGUCAACAGGAAAAGAAAGAGUUGCAGCUUCUGCUGGAGAAAAGUCACCAAGAAUCAGAGGAAAAAGAGAAGAAAAAUAAGCAAGAGUUAUUGGAAGAGAGGGAGCUUAUCUACAGUAUGAAAAAAAAGCUGCUGGAGUUAUUGCGGGAGAAGGAUGCCCUGUGGCAGAAGACAGAAAGCCUUGCCUCUGCAGAGGCAUGUACGGCUCCUCAGAACUCAGGGAUGUGUACUCUGUGCAAAAAGGAUUUCCGGCUCAUGUCCCGUCGAUAUCAGUGCAGUUUGUGCCGGAACACUGUGUGUCACGCUUGUUCUGUGAGCAGUGGACACAAGGAGCGCUGCUGUCUGCCAUGUCACCAGAAGAGAAAUGGCCAAGGCACCUGAGCCCUAGGACUUACCAGACGACAAUGUGCCACUCGGGGGAGCUAGCAUCUCAAGUCCAUUCAACCACUCCCUCCCUGGCUGCUCUCUGGGAAUGGAUGUGACUUCCUUUGAGGCGCUGUUGCAGGCUCACCUGAGGGAGCAGGCGGGGUGGGUGGGGUGGGUAAAAAUGUCCAGGAUUAGAUACAAUGACAAGGAAUCUACUUCAGAAUUAUAUUUGUAUUGGAAUUAAUAUUAACUUGCUCGAAAGGAGCAAAAAUAUAAUCUUCUAGCCCCACAUACAUGAAAAAAAAGGUCCUAUUAG